Pristis pectinata (smalltooth sawfish) is the source of this 3961-nucleotide messenger RNA. It is a transcript of the gene natd1, whose product is annotated as protein NATD1. Bases 101 to 463 code for a protein of 120 amino acids. Lineage: Eukaryota; Metazoa; Chordata; Chondrichthyes; Rhinopristiformes; Pristidae. The transcript has 3 exons. The record is from RefSeq and is a predicted model, not a curated record.
ACAGCUGAUUUCCUGUGGCAAUGUUUAUGUCAGUUUCCCGAGACGAUCGGAGAAUAUGAACCCAUAAAGUGUGAGCGGAGAACGGCGGCUCCGAGCCGAGAUGGCCGAACCCAGCUCGAUCCCAAUCCAGGACGAAAACAACUGUCCCAUUAAAGUGGUCCAUGACCGCAAGAGAAGGCAGUUCCAGGUCCGGCUGAACGAUUCACACGAGCGGGCAGUGCUUUUGUACGAGUACGUGGGAAAGAAAACCAUUGACCUGCAGCACACUGAAGUCCCUGAUGCCUACAGAGGAAGAGGAAUAGCAAAGCUAAUGGCUAAGGCUGCCCUGGACUUUGUGGUUGAGGAGGAUCUGCGCGCUCAUCUGACCUGCUGGUACCUCCAGAAGUACGUCAAAGAAAACCCACUGCCUCACUACGUGGAACGGAUACAGAUGCGGGCACCCACGGAUUUUCACCUCCGCUAGGAUCUGGGGGUCCUGCCCAUAGGGAUAAUUGUUAUGUUCUUGACCUUUCCUUUCUUUUUUGGUGGGUGGGGGGGAUGAGGGUGUUGGGUGUUAUAUUAGUAUUUGCUGUGCAAUUUAAAAAUGCAAAAAUAUCUUUGAGUGGGGGACUGCAGGUAACAUUUUCUGAGCCCUGGUUUUCAUUGUGUGGGAUGUGUUCCUUUCCAAAUCUGAUGGACUCUUAACCUCAGAUGGAUUAGGAUUCCUUCCACAAUGAGAUCUUUUACUGGUAAGGACUUUACUCAACUGUAGGUUCCAAUGUUAUUACUAAAAAGGGAUUAUUACCUUCCAUAUCUUGCCCAGCAAAAUGGAGGGACAGUGGAGAGGGAUGACAUGGAGGGAGGGUGGACUAAGGGAGAUGAUGUUUAGGGAGGGAGGGUAGAUUGAGGAAACUGGGUUGACAAUGGAGAGAAGCUGGGCUGUGCGGACUAUUGAUCACUGUGUAAGAGGGGGGCGUUAAAGUGCCUGAGAGGCACCAUGUACAAUAGGCCUGAGUGAGUGGAAGCAACCGGACAAAUGUAUCAAAUAUUACCAUGUACACAACAAAAAAUAAUCAAGAAACCUAGCACAGCCUAUAGAGAGCAGCAGACGAUUGGAAUCAACUGAGUCAAGUGAGGGGAGUGGAAAUGCCCCUUCGAUUGUGAAGGAGGGCCUGGUUCAGUCUCAGCGCUGUGAGGACAAUCCCACUCAAUGUGGGCUGAAGCCACAGACUGAAAGGGAAAGUGGUCUUGGGGCAAUGAGAGAGGGCUUGAAUAUAGAAUUGGAUGAUAUUUGGGAAGCACAAGUUCUUUCCUAAACCCCAAACUCUCUCUCAGCUGCAAGAUAAAAUGCUUUGAUCCAGACCCCAGUGAGGCAGCAGGUUGGUUUUGAGAAGAACAGCGAUGUCAACCUUUGUGUUUGUGCGGUGACUUUAUUGCAGAAACACCUCCCAAGUUGCUUUACCGGGGCAGAAGGAUAUCAAAUGUCCAGCUGUGCUUGGCUGACCAUUUCACUGUUUCUUUUCUGAGACAAACUGAUUAAAAUAGGACAUUUAAAGAAAAAAAUAGAUUUUAAAUCUUAUUUUUCAUGACCUUGGGACCCUGCAGAGUGUUCUUGACCAAAUGAUUACCUUUUUGUAGAGCAGUUAGUGUUGUAAAAUGGCUAGAUGAAACAGCCAAUUUCCACAUGGCGAGCUCCCGUGAGCAAUUCCAAGGUAGGAGACCAGAUCUUCCCAUACUGAGGACACUCCCCCAUCUCAGAUGUUGGCCUACAGGGGAGCUAUUAGACUGAGGUCUCUUGGAUUCGUUCAGGAACAACAGGGGAGUUCUCCCUGGAUCUCUGGCCAAUAUUUAUCCUUUGAUCUGGUUUAGCUGAAGCAGAUGAUUGGGUCAUUAUCAUAUUUCAGCUAAUGGGAUCUUCCUCUGUGUAAAUUGGCAGCUGUGUUUCCUACAUUACCAGAGCAACUCCAUUUGCAAUGUUUGCAAAGAACUUCCAAUCAUCCAGAUUGUGAAAGGUGCUCCAGUUAAAGAUUAACUUUAUUCAAAGUUUAAAUUUAAAAGUUAAAUUUAUUGAACAAUUGUAUCUAUGGCAGACCCACCUGUUUGGUGUUUGCAUAGUAAAUGUAUGUAUUGUUCAAAGGAAUCUGAAUGUUGUGAAUUAACUGACACAGUGGCUCCAGUUCAGCAAGCCCUAUUAACCUGGAGAGUUAACUGAGGCUGUUCUGAAUUACCUGGUUACUGAAAUACCUCUCACUGGAGAAAACUUCAAUUAAUGAUGGUCAUCUCAUUUCUGGGAUUUGCCAUGCACCUGAAUUCUUUACCUACUUAGCAUCACCGGGGAACUGAUCAGAACAAAUUCACAGGUCUCAACCUGGCAGUAGACCAGGCAGCUGUAAGAACAAGAGAUUGCCUGAUUCAUAUGACAGUGAGUGUGUUAAACCACGUGUGAAAUGUCAUUGCCUUCAGCUUGAAUGCAAACAAUGUCCCGUCACCCCAAAUAAACACAUUAAAGCUUGGUGAUUAAAGGAGUGGAUGCACAUUACUACUUCAGCCUGUUGAUGAUGUUAAAUGCAAUGUGGUCUAACUCCACCUUCCCUUCCCAUCCUAACAAUGCCCAGGCAGAGAAAAGUUAGCCACCAACUUGUUCUAACUCUUAAAGCUUUUAGUACUGGACUGCUUGAUGGUAAGAAUGGAGCUUGACAGACCAUGAGGUGACAGAUAAAUUAUUUUAAGGAGUUUUCGAAAGUUCCCUUUUGUCCUUCUAUGUAGGAGUCAGUCUGGGAAGGAAAGUUCAUCUUACAGGCUCUCUGAACACUGAUUGGAUCAAAUGCAACGUUUUACUCAAUUGAAGUCAUUAUAGGACAAGAAUAAAAAUUGCAUGGAUAGCAGAGUUUAACUGAGACUAUUCCUAAUGAUCUGGUUAACAAACACCUCUCAUUAGAGAGAGCAGUUAAUGAUAGUCAAUUCAUUCUGGAAUAUGCAGUGCUUCCCCUGCUGAAUACUUACUUAGUAUCACUGGAGAACAAGUUGGGAGUAAAUUUAUAGGCUUCCAUUUGCCAGCAGAAUGGCCGGUAGAGGGAAAAAUUGCCCCCGUUGUAUUCAAGCUUCCUGAACCCCAAAAUUUGCCCCUGAAGGAGGAAGCAUUUGUUCACAGGACUCAAACCUACAACGCCACCAGUUGCUGGUUUGGCUUCAUUCCUUAUUUAUGGUUGGACUGGAAUGUUCUCCUUGAUUUGCUGCAUGUCCACUUCCCUUUUCUGAAAAUCUGAGGAUCCAUUAUGUUUUAUCCAGGAAAUCAAAGGAAUUCCCUCAAGAGCUAAAAAUUAAGGGGUGAUCACACAGAAACACUACAGAGUGGAGAGUGAAACAGAGUUAACAUUUCAAAUCAAUGCUCUUUCAUUUGAUGAACAGUUGAAUCUGUUUCUUAUUCCCAGGUAGUGCCUGGUCUGCUGAGUGUUUCCAGCCUUUUCAGAUUUCCAGCAGGUUUAUGAGCUUUGCUGAGUUAGAAAGGAAGUAUUUUGUGUGGUGAGGGCUGGAUUGUCAACCAAAAGUCUUAGACUUGGAGGCAGGUUGAUGUGGUGAUGCCAGGAAGCCCUUAUUCCAACAUUGAAAAUCGAGAACACUCUCCAUCUCAAGGGGCCGGGGGGGACAAAAUUCCAAAGUGAGAUCAGUAGUUGUUUGCCAGUUAUGGGUAUCAAGGAUGUAAAAAGAGAAUGGAUGGAUGGGUUUAAGGAACAGCCCAUACACCUGCCUGCACCCCCGUCCCCCCUUCGGAAACCUUCCAAAAUUCCCUGUCCCAGCUUUCCACACUUACAUCUUGCACACUGUGUUGAUGCUAUGUAACGUUCUCUGUGGGGAGAUAAUCCUUCCAGUGUAGACUUUUCUGAGUGUUAUUUCAUACCUUUUUAUGUAUCCUUUAUGCAAAGAAUCCAAUUAUUUAGUCUUUAGUUUUACAAAGAAAGCAAUAAAUUUCUAGCAAACAGCA